Colletotrichum higginsianum IMI 349063 is the source of this 1179-nucleotide messenger RNA. RefSeq names its product Glyoxalase. Bases 1 to 1179 code for a protein of 392 amino acids. Gene Ontology annotation, cellular component: mitochondrion. Gene Ontology annotation, biological process: L-methylmalonyl-CoA metabolic process. The record is from RefSeq and is a predicted model, not a curated record. The transcript has 5 exons. Lineage: Eukaryota; Fungi; Ascomycota; Sordariomycetes; Glomerellales; Glomerellaceae. Gene Ontology annotation, molecular function: methylmalonyl-CoA epimerase activity.
AUGCGGGGAGAUAAACAUGACGGAUCCCCCACGUCCAGCGGCACAUUAAACGACGAAGAGCCACCCAACAGCCGAAAUAAGACGACUACAACUCCCGAAAGGUCUGUAGCUUCUUCCAUUGUUAGCAAAGCUUCGAAAUCGCCGCAAUACUGCUCGCCUGCCUAUUACAACUCCAGAAUCAUCCCGACGACCGUGCCUACGCUCGAAUCACAGGCAAUCAUGCCCGACAGACAGAUCCAGCUCGUCCGCCUCGCGCACGUCUUUUACAAGCACAAGAACAUCGAGGCCGCCCGAAAGUUCUACGACGACUUUGGUUUCUUCGAGUUUGAGCGCACGGGAAACAGAACCUACUAUCGUGGCUACGGCGCAGAGCCGUUUGUGAUAUGCGCCAUCGAGGCGGCUGAGGAUGAGUUCGGAGGUCCGGCGUUCGUUGUCGAGUCGAUGGCGGACCUCGAGCAAGCCUCCAAAACGCUACCAGACGCGACAGAAAUCUACGACCUCAAGGACGUGCCGGGGGGCGGUAAAUGUGUCAGCUUCAAGGACCCGGUCGACGGCUGGUCGCUCCACCUCGUCUACGGCCAGACACCCGUUGAGAGAGCCGACCCGGGGUUUCCUAACCUCAAGUUCAACUUUCCGACAGAGAAGCACCGCGAGGUCAACCACAAGCAGCGCUUCACGAAGCGCCCGGCGCCGGUGCACAAGCUCGGCCAUUUCGGUGUCUGCCUGACCAACUUUGACAAGGCGUACGAGUUCUACACCAGCCACUUCAACCUCUACCCCAGCGAGCUCGUCCACGCGCCGGACAAUAAGGACAAGAAGGUGACGGUCUUCUUCCGCCUCGCGCGCGGUAAGGAAUUCGUCGACCACCACUGCUUCUUCUUCUUCGAGGGCCCCAAGUUUCACGUGCACCAUUCGUCGUUUGAGACGCACGACUUCGACACGCAGGUGCUUGGGCACGACUGGUUGAGAGAGCAGGGCCACAAGAGCUGCUGGGGCGUGGGCCGGCACAUCAUGGGCAGCCAGAUCUUCGACUACUGGUUCGACCCCUCGGGCUUUAUCAUGGAGCACUACGUCGAUGGCGACCUGCUCGACGAUACGGAGGAGACGCACCACAACCCGGCAUCGCCGGACAAUCUCCACAUCUGGGGGCCUGAGGUGCCGGCCGACUUUUUGCAGUGA